CACGACUGACGAUCUCUCGCCCAGCUCAAUUGCUUAGUAUAUGCUUAGCAGGCGUUCAAGAUGGGUCAAGUUGAACUCAUUCUCGGUCCAGUCGUAGUGUCUGUCACUACCAACGUGUUUCUAUACGGGAUCUGCGUUAUCCAGUGGUCAGCAUAUUAUUCAACAACGUUUAAAGACAGAAAGGCUAUCCAAGUUCUAGUAGCGUGGGUGAUGCUGUUGGACACCUUUCACACUGCAGCAUCGGUCUACAUGCUGUGGGACUAUGUUGUCACAAACUUCAAUAAUCCGGCAUUCCUGAGCGCGGCCCCUUGGCCAUUCCCUUCUACUCCGAUCGUUACCGCUUUUGCAUCUGUUCCAAUUCAAAUUUUCCUUGCCUGGCGCAUCAAGCAAUUCUCCAACUCUUGGUGGUUGUUCGGGAUGAUCGUCAUAUUCUCCUUCGCGCAGGGCGCCACGGGCUGCGCGAGCGCGAUCGGUGCACUGUUGAACCCGAAUAUCGAUGCGUUUGCGACGCUCAUACCUAUCGUCGAUAGCUGGCUUUCUCUGGCGGUGUUCACUGACUUCAGCAUCACCGGACUCCUGCUCUGGUACUUGAAUAAAAGUCGCACCGGGUUUCGCAGGACGGACGGUGUGAUCUCGCGACUAAUUCGCAAUGCUGUUCAAACCGCCUUGUUCGCUAGUUUCUUCUGUAUCAUGGACCUCAUAACAUUCACAACCCUCCAGAGGACAAACUUCCAUCUCAUAUUUGCUCUCCCCAUGGGCCGCAUCUAUACCAAUACAUUGAUGUCUACUCUGAACUCUCGCGCCCUCCUCCGCGAUCAGCUUGGAACGACGGAGACCUCGUUCAAUGUGACCACUGCCCGUUUCGACAACCGUCAGUUUAACACGGCCCCUCCGACACAAGUAAACGUCACUGUCGGACAAGAUAUUGCAUUGGAAUCUUACACGGACACUGACAAUUCAAAAAUAAACUCAGGGGACACGGCGAGCGCAUAUGGUGAUCCUGAAAGAGGUGAGGUCAAACACGCUGUUCUUUGAUAGGCGUGCAACGCGCCAUUGUACUUGUGCGCAAUCGCACAUAAACGUUGACUAGCUUCUCGGAGACUAGACGAUGGUAGAUACCCUGUUACAUUGGUGACUACACAUAUCACGAAAUUUGCAUGAUC
Molecule: messenger RNA, 1163 nt
Organism: Heterobasidion irregulare TC 32-1
Lineage: Eukaryota; Fungi; Basidiomycota; Agaricomycetes; Russulales; Bondarzewiaceae
Exons: 12
Coding region: 61-1035 (324 amino acids)
Source: RefSeq, a predicted model, not a curated record